This is a messenger RNA of Varanus komodoensis (Komodo dragon), 7009 nucleotides long. It is a transcript of the gene SYNJ1, whose product is annotated as synaptojanin 1. Gene Ontology annotation, biological process: synaptic vesicle endocytosis; brain development; phosphatidylinositol dephosphorylation. Bases 250 to 4974 code for a protein of 1574 amino acids. Gene Ontology annotation, cellular component: perinuclear region of cytoplasm; presynapse. Lineage: Eukaryota; Metazoa; Chordata; Lepidosauria; Squamata; Varanidae. Gene Ontology annotation, molecular function: RNA binding; phosphatidylinositol-4,5-bisphosphate 5-phosphatase activity. The transcript has 31 exons. The record is from RefSeq and is a predicted model, not a curated record.
UCCCCGCACCAUUUGCCCCUCUCUGUUUCUCUAAGUGAGAGUCGGAGCUGCUUGUCGCAAGGACCCGGAGCUGUUAAGGGGCGAAAGGGAGCAUCUCCUUCAGUACAAGAUGGAGGCUUCGUGAGCCGCGGCGACACCCACACCGCUUUCUGCUUGUUCUGCUCGGUCUGUCACGGCGACGGCAUCAGGAAUUCCGAUUUGCUGUAUAUAUUGCUCCCCCACCCCAGUUCAGCCUCUGACCAAGGAAAAAUGGCAUUCAGUAAAGGUUAUCGUAUCUAUCAUAAACUGGAUCCACCACCUUUCAGUGUAAUAGUAGAAGCCAGGACCAAGGAAGAAUGUCUCAUGUUUGAAUCUGGAGCUGUGGCUGUUCUCUCAUCUGCUGAGAAAGAAGCAAUAAAGCACAUGUACUCCAAAGUAAUGGAUGCAUAUGGACUUCUAGGUGUAUUAAGAUUAAAUCUUGGUGACACAUUGCUACAUUAUCUAGUACUGGUCACAGGAUGUAUGUCUGUAGGAAAGAUUCAAGAAUCUGAAGUUUUUCGUGUUACUUCCACUGAUUUAAUAUCAUUGAAAAUUGAUCCGUCAGAUGAAGAACGAAUCUCUGAAGUGCGCAAAGUUUUGAAUUCAGGAAACUUUUAUUUUGCAUGGUCUUCUGCUGGGAUGAGUUUAGAUCUUAGUCUAAAUGCCCAUCGUAGCAUGCAGGAACAAAGCACUGACAACAGGUUCUUCUGGAACCAGUCUUUGCACUUGCAUCUUAAACAUUAUGGAGUGAACUGUGAUGACUGGUUGUUGCGUCUCAUGUGUGGAGGCGUAGAGAUUAGGACGAUUUAUGCUGCUCACAAACAAGCAAAAGCUUGCAUUAUUUCACGACUAAGCUGUGAACGAGCUGGGACCAGGUUUAAUGUUCGAGGAACAAAUGAUGAUGGGCAUGUGGCCAAUUUUGUUGAAACGGAGCAGGUGAUAUUCCUAGAUGAAUGUGUGUCAUCUUUUAUACAAAUCCGUGGAUCUGUUCCUUUAUUUUGGGAGCAACCUGGUUUACAAGUUGGAUCUCAUCGUGUUAGAAUGUCAAGAGGGUUUGAAGCAAAUGCACCAGCCUUUGACAGACAUUUUCAGACUCUUAAAAAUAUAUAUGGCAAGCAAAUAAUUGUGAAUCUUCUUGGCUCAAAAGAAGGGGAGCAUAUGCUUAGCAAAGUCUUUCAGAGCCAUUUGAAAGCAUCUGAACAUGCUGAUGACAUCAAAAUGGUGAAUUUUGACUAUCAUCAAAUGGUCAAAGGUGGAAAGGCAGAAAAGCUACACAGCAUUCUUAAACCACAGAUCCAAAAAUUCUUAGAAUGUGGAUUCUUUUACUUUGAUGGAAAGGAAAUUCAAAGAUCUCAGAGUGGUACUGUAAGAACAAACUGCUUGGACUGCCUGGAUAGAACAAACAGUGUGCAGGCUUUCAUUGGCUUAGAGAUGCUAACAAAACAACUGGAAGUUUUAGGUUUAGCUGAGAAACCUCAGUUGGUUACUCGGUUCCAGGAAGUGUUUCGGUCUAUGUGGUCUGUUAAUGGUGAUUCAGUCAGUAAAAUAUAUGCUGGAACUGGAGCUCUUGAAGGAAAAGCAAAGGCUGGGAAGCUGAAGGAUGGUGCACGUUCUGUGACCAGAACAAUUCAAAAUAACUUUUUUGAUAGCUCAAAGCAGGAAGCUAUUGAUGUUUUGUUGUUGGGAAAUACCCUAAAUAGUGAUUUGGCAGACAAAGCACGGGCUCUCUUAACCACCGGCAGUUUACGUGCAUCAGCAAAAAUACUGAAGAGCAUGUGCGAGAAUUUUUAUAAGUAUUCAAAGCCAAAGAAAAUUCGCAUUUGUGUUGGAACCUGGAAUGUCAAUGGUGGAAAACAGUUUCGAAGUAUUGCCUUUAGAAACCAAACUCUCACUGAUUGGCUUUUAGAUGCACCAAAAGUUGCUGGCAUCAGUGAAUUCCAAGAUCAAAGAAGCAAGCCAAUUGACAUCUUUGCUAUAGGAUUUGAAGAAAUGGUUGAGCUUAAUGCAGGAAACAUUGUGAGUGCAAGUACAACCAAUCAAAAAUUAUGGGCUGCUGAACUUCAGAAGACUAUUUCAAGAGAUUAUAAAUAUAUUCUGCUGACUUCAGAACAAUUGGUGGGUGUUUGCCUUUUUGUAUUCAUCAGACCUCAGCAUGCACCAUUUAUCAGGGAGGUUGCAGUUGAUACUGUAAAGACUGGCAUGGGCGGAGCUACUGGUAACAAAGGUGCAGUAGCAAUUAGAAUGUUGUUCCAUACCUCCAGUCUUUGCUUUGUGUGCAGUCACUUUGCUGCAGGGCAGUCUCAAGUCAAAGAGAGAAAUGAAGAUUUCAUAGAAAUAUGUCGAAAACUGAGCUUUCCAAUGGGAAGAUUGCUUUUUUCCCAUGACUACGUAUUCUGGUGUGGUGAUUUUAAUUAUCGUAUAGAUCUUCCUAAUGAGGAAGUAAAAGAAUUAAUUCGGCAGCAGAAUUGGGAUGCUCUUAUUGCAGGAGAUCAACUUAUUAAUCAAAAAAAUGCUGGGCAGAUAUUUAGAGGCUUUUUAGAAGGAAAAAUAGCCUUUGCCCCAACAUACAAAUAUGAUUUAUUUUCGGAUGACUAUGAUACCAGUGAAAAAUGUCGUACACCAGCCUGGACAGAUCGUGUACUGUGGAGGAGAAGAAAAUGGCCUUUUGAUCGAUCAGCAGAAGAUAUGGAUCUUUUGAAUUCCAGUUUUCAUGAUGAAAGUAAACUCAUUUAUACCUGGAAUCCUGGAACUUUGUUGUAUUAUGGAAGGGCAGAGCUGAAAACAUCUGAUCAUAGGCCUGUUGUUGCACUGGUUGAUAUAGAUAUUUUUGAAGUUGAUGCAGAAGUGCGACACAACAUUUACAAGGAAGUAAUUGCAGUGCAGGGACCUCCUGAUGGUACCAUAAUGAUCUCAGUCAAAGGAUCAUCACCUGAAGAGAACUAUUUUGAUGACAGUUUGAUUGAUGAGCUUCUUCAAAAGUUUGCAGAUUAUGGUGAAGUUAUACUCAUAAGAUUUGUUGAAGACAAAAUGUGGGUGACAUUUUUGGAAGGGAGCUCUGCUUUGAAUGUUCUAAACCUAAAUGGUGUUGAGCUCCUUGGGAAAACUAUCAAUAUUAAUUUGAAAAGCCCAGAUUGGAUUAAGAGUUUGGAAGAAGAAAUUAGUCUGGAGAGAGUUAAUUUUGGAUUGCCUUCAUCAACAAGUUCAACUUUGCUUUGUGAAGAUGCACAGGUCUCUGCAGACUAUGAAGAUGAUAUUGACGAUCGAAGCCCUGAAGAAGAAGAAAUUUUUCCUUUGCAAGUUCACCCAGUACCAGGCUCUGGUCUUGGAGCAUCACCUGGCUCUUCACCUCGCUCAAGCCCCUGUCAGUCACCUACACCCUCAGAUGGGCCACCUCCGGCUCUUCCAUCAAGACCAAGCAGAGCCCCUAACAAGACUCCGGGACCACCUUUAUCUUCUCAAGGUUCUCCAGUAGAUUUUCAGACAAUUACUCAACAAAGAGAGUAUGCUCAAAGUUUGGAACCCAAACGGCCACCUCCACCUCGCCCAGGAGCACCUCCUGCCCGUCCUGCUCCACCACAAAGACCUCCUCCACCAUCAGGGGGUAAGAGCCCUGCACCUGCUAGAAAAGAAUUUGGAGGUCUUGGUGCUCCUCCCAGCCCUGUUGUAGCUAGGAAAGAAGAAGCUCAGAAAAGCCCUGGGCCACAAAGAAGAGACAUAGUUCAUAGUCAGUCACCCCCUCCAACUGGACUAACAGGCAUAGGAACAUCUGGAUACAGUUCAUGUAGACCAACAAUUCCUCCCAGAGCUGGAGUCAUUAGUGUACCACUAAGCCAUGCCCGUCCUCAGGUGGGAAGAUGCACACCUGAACUCCAGCCCAAACAAGCAGACCCACCAAGAGGAUCCCUAAUGCUUCCUGAACCACUCAAACCACAAGCUGCGAUUCCAGUUCAUCCCACAUCUCAGGAGUCCUCUGUCCUAAAGAUGCAGGAACCUCUUAUACCAAUAUUGGCAACUUCUCAAACUACGUCUUCACAAAAUCUGGAAGCACCACCACAGCCUCCCCCUCGUAGCAAGUCAUCCCAGAGUUUGCCUUCUGAACCCAGUUCUUCACAGAAACAAAUUAGAACAAAUGAAGUUCAUGCCAUUCAGCUUGAAACACAGCUAACCAAUGAUCCUUUUGAAGAUCUGUCUCUUACAUUGCUUGCUGCACCCAAGAUUCAGCCAUCGGUCCAAAUGUCGCCAAUUGUACCUUUAAACCAAAAGAAGCUGACGAAGUUGCCUUCUGCAACAAAUAAUUGUAAUACUUUGGAUAACAUAAAUUGCAUGCCAGCAAUGCCAUUUAUUUCAACUUAUAGUAAACCUGAAGAAGAAAUGUGUAGUUCUGCAAAUCCAUUCGCUACCAAACUAAACAGCACAAAUCCAUUUACCGAACAGACAAUUACUACUGGAAAUCCAUUUAGAACAGAAAUUCUAGAAUCUGGAGCAACUUCACAUUGUUCAACAGAAGGACCUGCUGCUUAUUCUUCUCCAUCUCUAAAGCCUCCAAGCCAUCAUAAAGGCAAAGCUGCAUUUUAUGUUAAUACAUUUGGAGAUGAUUUUAAUUUGCAUACUGUAUCUUCUGUAGCUAUCAAUGGAAAACCAAAAGGUUGGGUAACAUUUGAAGAUGAUGAUUUUGUGUUAAAGUCACAGGACAAUUCUGCUGAAUUAAAAAGAGCUAGUUCUCUGCAUACAACUUAUUUUCCAAGCUCACUGGGUGCUGGACAAAAUAUCUUUGGUUCCAACUCUGCCAUUUACAAUGGCUGGAACAGAAGCUCUGAUUCUCUUCAGCCACUACCAGCAAGACCCCCACCUGUACCUCCUGUACCAUCCAGGUCUGCCAGCACCAAAUCAGCUACAGACCCUUUAAUUUCUCAAGCACCUAAAGUUUUAUCAACACAAGAUUUUAUGGAAAGAUAAAUUCUUUAAAAACAGAUGUUAAUUUAUUUGCUAAGAAUAUUCAGUAAAAUUGGGCAUUGGUGUAAUUCUGUGUGUGCAAUAAUUUGGUCAGAUGCACUGAACCUUUAAUAUUAAUUCACUAUGUACAGACCUUAAAGAUAUGUGUGUGUGUGUGUGUAUGGUACUGCACAAGGCGAGUUCCACAAGUGAUCUCAUGUCACUUCUAAUAGGGCACAAUGCAGGGAAUAUUAUGCAUAUUUAAUUUACAUUUUAAUCCACAAAUGUCAAGUACAAAAUUAGGUGUUCUUUCCCACUGAUUUAAUAAAACAUGCACAAAUUAUUUUUGCUGGAUAAUGCACAUAGUUCUUAAAAUUGUCUGAUUUUUACAUAAAUACUAUUUUAAAUACCCUGGCUGGUAGAACCUAGAGUCACUUCCAGUAUCUGAUAACAGAUAUAUUUAUAAAUAUUUACCAAAGAACUGCCAAAGUUUAAUUAAAAUACUGACUGUUUAAGGGUAAUGUUGAAGAGAUAAAUUGUAUACUAGAGGUUUAUGAAGAUUUGUAAGGAUGAAUUCCACAUAAGGGUCAAAAGAAACAUUUUUAAGGUAGACAGCAUAUAAUAUAUUUUACUGCCACUUCAUAUGUAUUAUUUUGCACAAAUGAGCAUUUUUGUGGUUUGAUUUAAAAACUAGUUUCGUUAAAUUUCUGCUUUAGAGACUGCUGCUAUUAAAGAACUCAGCUGUUCCAGCUUCUCAGAAAAAAAUGAAUAAUUGUUUUUUAACUUUAAGAGCAGAAUCUCAUAACUGAAGAAAACCUAGUAGUCACAUAUGAAGAUGUGGGUGAAAAAGCAAUCAGCCAUGUAGUCCAUAUAUUUCAAUUGUGUUCAUUUCCUCCUUUGCUGUGUAUAGAUGCUGGACCUCAAAUUUGGCUUCAAAUGAAAAAGUACCAUUCUGUAUUGUUUUAGACAUUAAUGCCAUGUGACUGCACAAUGCUUUGUUAACUUGCAAAUAGUUCUGCCCCAUAGCUUUUUGUUUGUUUAUUUUUUGUUUUUAAGAACUGGCAUUUAAAUGUAGUAUGAUGGUAUCAUACUACAUUUGAAGGAAACACACUUUUCCCCCCACUGUAUUUUGUUAGGCAAGACAUAAACCCUUUUUCUUAUUCAUACUGUGACAGCUAUUUACAUUGCUUGCUUUUUUAACUUUAUGAAUGAGCAUUUUUGUGAAGGGCCUCACCAAAUAUUUAUGUUCUUAAUGUUCAGUUAGCGAUCCACUCUCACAUUGACUGUGUUAGCAAACUUUAUUCCUCCUGUAACAUCUGUGUAAAACUCAGCAUUCUGCAGAGCAACUAAAUGAAAUUAAAUUUCUACAUUCUUUAAUACUACCCAACAUAUUUAUAUAAAUCAUUGUAUCUAAAAGUACAUAAACAUCAACUGCAUUUGACUAGAAAAGUAACACAGUGACUUCUAUAUUGUGCUUUUUAAGUACUUGUAUAUUUUGAAACAACACUGAUACUAUAACCUUUGUGCUUCAAGUAUGUGGCUUAACUAGUUAACAUUCUAAUAAUUAACAUCUAUGUGAUUGUGCUUUGGUAUAACCUGAUGUUAGCAAAGCAAGUGUGUUCUGGAAAGUUAGUACAAAUUACAGUUCAGUGAUAUGUGGUCCUUGUCUAAAUAUUUGAUAUAAAUUACAAUUUUCUAUGAAAUAUUUAAAAUGCAGGCCCCUAGCACAUUCACUGGAUUACAAAAUCUGGCGACAAAGUACCAUAAAAAUUGCAAUAAAAUGCCUACAAGCAUAGGAUGAUUGAUUUAAAAAUGUGUAUUACUGAAAGUAAUUAAUAGUAGACAGUCAAAAUUAUUAACUAUGUAAAAAUGCUAUAUAUUUUCAUGGAGUGUGUUUCCUGUGGCAAAUUGCUUUGUUAAUGUGUAACCAAUUGUUGCUUGUGGUACACAAUAUUUAACUAUAUCCAUUACGAACAGUAUUAACUUGAUGGUCUACAAUAUCCAUAUCCUGUAAAACGUGAUGUUGCAUUAAUGAAAUAAACAUACCCCUUUCAGAACA